Molecule: messenger RNA, 7896 nt
Organism: Malaclemys terrapin pileata
Lineage: Eukaryota; Metazoa; Chordata; Testudines; Emydidae
Gene: TFB2M
Product: transcription factor B2, mitochondrial
Exons: 8
Coding region: 81-1307 (408 amino acids)
Biological process (GO): rRNA methylation; transcription initiation at mitochondrial promoter
Cellular component (GO): mitochondrial matrix
Molecular function (GO): mitochondrial transcription factor activity; rRNA (adenine-N6,N6-)-dimethyltransferase activity
Source: RefSeq, a predicted model, not a curated record
UGGCGCUUGCGUCCUGCCCUGUGUUUACUGGCCGGGAAGGUCACCCACGUGGGGGUGCGGCUCAGACUCGGUGCGCGGAGAUGCUGGGCGCGUUGCCGUCUCCGGGGCUCACCGGGCGGCGCUCGGUGCUGGCGGCUCUGGGGGUCGCGGCCGCCGCGCUCAGGCCCUUGCUGUGUGGCCUCCCCGGCUGCCGAGCUCCCCGGCGCGGCCUGGGCCAGGAGCCGCGGCAGCACCCGGACUCCCGGCUCCAGCUGCGGCUCCCGGAGGCGGCCGAGGCGGCGCGGCUGGUCCUGGAGAGGGCCCGGUCCUCCCCGCCAUUGCGCAGGUUCAUCGCCUGCCCCGACCUGGCCCGCGCCGUGCACGCGAGCCUGGAGUGUGGCCCGGCCCGUGGCCCCGAGCCCGUCGUCCUGGAGUGCGAGCCGGGUCCUGGAGUCUUGACCCGGACACUACUCAAUGCAGGUGCCCGAGUGGUAGCUCUGGAGAGUGACAGAGCUUUCCUUCCAGAUUUACAGUCUCUGGAGAACAGCCUACGUGGACAAUUAGAAGUUGUUUAUUGUGACUUCUUCAGAUUGGACCCUUUGGGCUGUGGAUCUAUGAAACCACCUGCUAUGUACUCUGAGAAACUUUUUGAAAAUUUGGGCAUCUUGACAGUUCCUUGGACAGCAGAUGUUCCUGUAAAAAUUAUUGGAUUCCUUCCCCAAAAAAAGGAAAGAAACACUCUUUGGAAGCUUAUCUUUGUCAUGUAUGAACGCAGUUCCAUAUACAGAUAUGGAAGAAUAGAACUGAACAUGUUUGUUAGUGAAAAAGAGUACAAGGUAUUGACUGCAAAACCAGGUGAACUAAGGAGUUAUCAAGCAUUAAGUGUGCUAUGGCAAACUGCCUGUGAAAUUCAGCUUCUCCACAUGGAACCUUGGUCUUCAUUUUUGACUAAUUCAAAAACCAGGGGACUUGCAAUACCGAAGAGCACGCUGCUGCCAAACGACCACUUAUGUUUAGUACGAAUGACCCCACGGAGGAAUUUAUUUACAGGUGGCAUGACAACCACAAAUUCAUCUACCUUUAUUCUUAUGGUAAAACAGUGUCUUGCUAAACGCAAGUCUAAACUAAUUGAUAGACUUAACUCAUGGAGUCCAGGCAGUGGGAGUAAACUGUUAAGAGAGCUAGAAAUACCGGAAAACAUUAUAACAGGCAAUUUGUACCCAGAAGAAUACAGACGCCUUUUUGAAGCUAUGGAACACUCUAAAGAAUUUAGUCAAAGCUGGCUCUAUGAUGAAGUCUUGGAAAAUAACAGGAACAUAAAUUUCUAAAUCUAAACCUGCUGGUUUUGAAACAAAUUAUUUGUUUCAGUGACUAUAUUGUGAUGCAAAUAAUAAGAAAUGGGCUCAAAAUCUUAGAAGUCCAUCAGUAAAGAUUAUGUUGUCCCCUGCACAAAUCAGAAGAUAAAAGUCGCAUGAGAUUCAACAGCCUGUCUACACAGGGAAAAAAACUGUUUAAACCAUGUGUAGGCAUGGCAGUUAACAGGUUGUUCUGUGUGCAUGGGAUUGAAGUCAAAUGUUGCAUCUUCUCCAGCAGCAUAAUGGCAACUGUUGUUGCUCUUGGAAAUAUGGCAUAAAAUGUACUGCGUUUUUUGCUACUCUACUGUAUAUUUGUUAUAUUUUAAAUAGUAUGAGACCAAAUACUUGUGCAUUUUGGAUUUGGGUGUCAGAAUACUUAAUUAUUAUGAUUAACUCUUUCACAGUGCCCCAAAAUGUUUAUAUCCUUUACAAAUAUAAGACCUAUUUUCCUUCUCCCUGGCCUAAGGAAUAUAGUCUAAAAUUGACAUGAUACAAUAAUAGUUACGAACAAAGGGGUGAGGAAAAAUGGGAGAGUGGAAAACAGUAGAAUAAUAUGGGUACUGAGGUUAGUUAUAUGUAUUUCUUGUUUUAAUGUAUGCUCUGCAUUAUAUGUCUACUAGAGCUGGUGUGGUGGGGAGAGAGGAAUAUUCAUAGUAAUUUUUAAAAAUUGAAAUUUCAAAAUUCAGAAGACAUUGAUCACUCUUCUACAUACCCUGCCAUCCAUUCACAUGCAUAUAGUCUUUGCUAUCUUAUUUGCAUCUAAAAUUUUUCCACCAGACCUUUGAACAUUGUAUAAACUAUGAAAAUUGUCUCUUCCCCACAACCUAUGCCCUUUAUAUAAUAUGUAAAAUGUGUGUAUAUUAUAUGUAUAUAAGCAUAACCCACUAAAAUUUUAUUCCUAGCCAGAGUACUUGUUUACACUCUCCUCAGCCACUAUUCUCCCUCAUUAACUAACUCUUUCUUAUUUCCCCUGUACAUUUGAUGGUGGGGGGGUGGGAGGUGUCAAGGAGUGUUCCUCUAAGUGUCCAGGUACAAGACAACAGCCUAUCUGUUAAGUAUAGGCUCGGGUACUGGGAAGUUGUGCUGCUUCAGUCUCUGCUAAUGGAGAAGUAUGUCUUGAUUCUCCAGGAGGGAUGGUAGGAAGCACUGGCUGGGCCAUUAUCCCUGCCCUACUACUGCAGUCCCUGCUACUGGAGAUAAUCUGCGGACAAUCUUUUGCAAUACAAGACAAAAGGACUGUUUCAUGUAAUCUCCGUUCCCUCCUACAACAUUAGCUAUGUCCUGGAGUAAUUCUUGCAUAUUGGGAUUAUCUUCCCAUUCACCUUUCCUGACUCUUAGAUAUUAUAAGAAUUUGUAUUUACAAGAUGAUCACCAUUGCUGAGUUAGCAUAUAACAGGAGCAAUUUAAUUUCUACUGUAGCAGUAAUAGGUGAUAACUGAAUGUUCUUGCUGAUACAGCCAGCCAGCAAAAGAUAAUAUCGCAGCUCCUCCUGUGCAUUUUUUCUCGGGCAUCAAAUGCCUGGUUCUUGUUGCAGCAAGAUAUCUGCACUAAAUCAAGAUGCUAAAGAAUAAAGGGGAGACUGUCAUUAUAAAGUGACUGAUUUACCUGUGUUACUGAUAACACUAAAAUAUGUGAGCAGUGAAUUGGAAAAAAAAUAAUUUACUGUCACUCUUAGUGCUAUUUGUUUACAAAACAAUAAGGCAGUGCACACACUCCAGGAGUCAGUACAUGGUAUAGUGGUUGGAGCAGGGGAUUGGAAAUUAGGAGAUUUGAGUUCUGGUUCUGCUAUUAACUCUGACCUUGGGCACGUCUUAUGUAAAAUGGGGAGAAUGAUGCCUGCCUUUGUAAAGUGAGAUCCCAAAAGGUGCAAUAAGUGUAAAAUACUGGCUUUAUAGCAGUCAACUUGGACUUAAAACUAAAGUGUCUAUAGCUUCACUUCUUUAAUCUCAUGUACUAGCCCAUUGUUGCAAUGAUCUGUUUGCAACUCAGAUGAGGUCUCAGUGCCACUCAGUUUUGGCCUAGCCACUUAUCAAACCUGAGUGGUGCUGUGACCUCGUAUGCCAGAUCACAAUGCCCACAGUGGGAAGCCAGGCCCAGUCCUGGGGAACAGAAUCUGCUGCUGCAGGGUGAAAGCAAGGUAUGCUUACUUUCCACCACCCUCACCCCCAGGCCUCCCCUCCAGAGCAGGCCUGCAACUCACAUAGAACCUUCCCACAACCCAUUGAGUAAAUGCAACAACCAAGUGUUCUUUUCUAAUUUUUUUUUUACCCAGAGUCCAUUUGGAGGGAUUGUAUAUUUAUAAAGAAGUCCUUGUUCCAUGCCAGUGUAGCAUCCUUCCAGCACUUUUAAGGCAGCACAAUAGUUGGUGCUUUUGUAUAUACUCUGGCAUAUGUGGGCCUUACUUAUCAGCUGUUCCACAACAUGAUACCAGAGGAUACAGUUGGUGAUGAUGUAAUUGAGUUAAUAAGGACAGAAACAGGAGAUGCAUCCAACACAAAGCUGGUUGUAAUUGUGUGGAAAAGAAGAGAGAGGGCUGUAGUCAUGGGACAGUCAUAUCCCAAAUCUUUAGUUUGCAAUAGUUACUUAAUCCAAACAGCAAUUAAAAAUGAUUGGUCAUCUCUUGUAUAUGCCCUUCAAAAUGUAGUGAGAUGAGACUAUUGAUAGGUAUUCUAUUGGCAAGUUAAACAAUAUUUCUACUCAGAGGGCUUGAAAUAUAAUAUUGUCUGUCUUGUAAAACAAGUCUUUUGGGAUGAAAGUUGAAUGCUGAUCCAGGUACCUAGUUCUGAUUCUUUGCCAUGGAGGAGAACCAGCUUCAUGUGGAAGUCUGUCUUUGUUCCUGACCAGACUGAGUUCAGCAUGCUCAGUUAUUCGGGAGAAAAUGUAUCCGGAUUUUCAAUAGUGUCCUCUGCAGACGACUAAGGAGCAAUAUCGAUGAGCUUAGAAAGAAGACCCAUGUACUUAGGAUAACGGUUGUAGUGUGGGAGAAGUAAAGUAGAUCAAAAUGGGGGUUAUUUCAGGGGACCCACAGAACUGCUCUGAGCAGGGGAACGGGGUGGGAAGAGGAAGUGUGAAAGAGAAUGCUUUGCAUCUCUUGUGUUGAAUUAAAAGAAAUAAUACAUUUAUGUUGUGGAAAAUGUAAGAAAGAUGAUUCCAGAACAGACCCCGGAUUUGGCCUGACCAUUAGAAAGAAAUGUGUCUCAGCUUGCUCUCUCAACCUGCUGAGUUUGUGCCAAUUGAAACAGGCCUGCCAGUUUGCAAGGUCUGUGCUAAUUGUAGAAAAAACAUCCAGAGACAAAGAGUUUGUUCUAAAAGUAACAAGAUAACAGCUGUGCUUUAUGGCUGGUACAACUUUGUUUCCUAAACUCCAGAAUAAGAUUUAUUGAAGUCUGCCAUGUCCCACUGAUUUUAGAAUGGUUAUGUUAAAGGAUGGGUAGGUAAUUAAAAUGCAAAUGUGAUAGGAUAUACGUUGGAGUGUAAGUGUGAUUGUAUGUAUGAUUAAAUGAGGAAUGAAAGAUUAAAGAUUGAGAUGCCAGCCUUAAAAUAAGACCAUUUGGCUGAAGAAUACAAUGGACAAGAUAGCCUGAUAACCCAGAGGGCAUACUUGCCCCAAGGACAGGAGGGCCGAAGAACCAGAUAACAACAUACUGUCAUUCCGUCAUUGCUGUGCCAUCUGCGUGAUUGAUUACCACUUCAAACAUGAAACCAGCAUGACAAGGCAAAUGCAUGAGGAUGGAUCCCUAUGAGAACAGACCCUGAAGACUGAGGACUUUGGGGUCUGAUUCUGCCAACCAACUUCCAGGAGCAUCAGAUGUGCAUCUGACAAGGUCCUGCUCCCUCAUGUCCAGGCCACCUGGCCAGUGGCUUGGCUUGAGCAACUCUAAGGCUGGUAACUAUGAUGAUAACCUUGCAGAACCUGUGUGUGUGUGAAUGAAUGUGAAAUUGAAUGGAAUGUUAGAGCUAUAACUGACUGCUUACUAUGAUUCUUUCUGUAUUCACAACAUGGCAUUUUGCCUUAUCCCUUUUAAUAAGAUCCUGCUGAUUUUUAUUUUAUUGGUAUAACAUUGUAUAUCACUGUAGGGUUUAUUCUGAAAAAAAAAUCUGAAUUUUGCAAAAUAUGAAAUGUACCUGUGUAUUAUAUCAAUUGUUUUUCUAGUUUGUUUCAAAUAAUUCUAACCAUAAUUCUCAGAAUUUCACAUGCCUAAAUUGUUUGAAAAGAUUUAGUGUCAAACAGUUUUAUUCUUCAUCUGGAGCAGGGUUUUGCCCAAAUAGCAGGGAGUCACGUUGCAUGAAAAAGUGGAACUUAUUACCUUAAGAGAGAGAGGCUCUUAACAAAAUGAUCCUGUACUUUAGUGCCACGAUAGCCAUGCACAUCACAAAGGAUCAUGGCAGGAUCAGGUAAAGAUAAGAUGUAUCUAUACACUGAUGUGUCAAGAAGCACAUAAAGGUAGGGGAAAGAUUGAAAUGGCAUUUUGAUUUGUGGAGUUCCUAAUGAAGAUCUGUACAAACUGAUGCCGUAGGCUUAAAUAUCUUUUUGACCACUGGUCCAUGACCAGUGCUUAGAACAGGGCCUGAAAGCAUUUUUGCUUGUCCUGCCAAAGUAUUCCUUGACCUUAGUGACAUAAUUCAUUACAAUUAUGGCCUUAACUUGUUUUAAAUGUUAACUGUUAAAGCGUAUUAAAGAAAGCUAAUCCCUCUGCUGCAGUUCUCUCUUCCAAUAAAAUGCAAGAAGUCAUUUGAAGCCUAGUCAUAAACAGCAGCUCUUAUUGAACCCAGAGGAAGGAACUAAAUCCCAAUGUGAAAUAAAUUGAAGAAAAAUAUCAAGACCUUGCUAUUCAAACAUUUCUCUUAAUUCUGUUGAGCCAUGGUAAGUGCCUUGGAUUGAAACAUUUUUUUAACUAUUGAGAGGCUUAAAGGUAUUGAAAAAAUGAUUCUAACUGAUUCCUGUGCUUUAAUAUCUUGCUUCCCCACUCCCAAAAUUCUGAUGAGAUUUUUAACAAUCAAUAUCUCAACCAACAACAGAUAGUUUAAUGCCAUUUGAAAGCUGGAAUCAGAGGGUUUAUUUAGAUGGUAAAGCUUUGGAUUCCAGUUGCACUAUUUGUGAUAGCAGCUACUACGGUAGUCUGAAUUAAUACUUGGGCUAGAAACAAAUGCUAGCCCUGGUUGCUUUGGAAAUAUGACUAUAAGCCUUUUGCUAGUUCCUUAGAACAGAAAGGCUAUUGUGACACUGGUUCAGGACUGCAUACAGAUGCAUACUCUAUAUACUCAAUAACCUUUUGUGCUAUGGAUUAGAUAGUAUAACAUUAAAUUCCUGGAGGACAUAGUUGGGAAUUUUAGAGAAUUAAAAAUAGCUCAUUGAAAGUGUAGUGAAAUAUAUACUUUAAUUCAGUUUCUUCUUGUAGUUUUUCUUAGAGGAAAGUAUAGGUGUUUCAAGGGAGAGGAGCAUCAAAUUAUGUAAUUCAAAAGUGGAAAUUGGUGAAAUUGGACCAUCUUUUUACCUCACAACAAUGAAAAAGAACACUUAAUUUUAUGACUGCAAAAUAUAUUUUCAUUCUUAAAUCUUAUAAGUAUGUAAACUUUAAAUCUAUUUUGGUAGACACGUGUUGGCUUUACUUAUAUGAUUAUGCAUAUAGUGCCUUAAAUUUGCACUAAGAUAUGUUCCCAUCUCUAAAGAUGGAGAUAGAUUACAGUUACAUACUACUACAUUGUCAGUAGUUUUAAUGCUUUUAGCAGUUCUAGCUGUAAGAUGCACCUAAAGGUGACCUGAAAAGGAGAAAGAAAAAAGGUUUGAAGUCUUUAUUUACUGCCUUAUGUAUAAAAGAGGCCUAAAAAUAGUGUUGGAAGUUUUUUUGUUUUCCGAAAAGUAUCUGACUUCUUAAAACUUUAAUCCCCGUGCCCCAUCAUGCAUACAUGUAUAAUCAAGCCUAAAAUCACUUUCAUUUUUCAGAUUUUAUAAAAGCAAAGCUAGAAAUCACAUAAAGGAAAAACAGAACUACAGAGAUUUGGUGUCAUUUCAUAUCAAGAGAUCAAUAAGUCACCAAAGUACUACACAGAAAGAUAAUUCAGCAGAGCCUAUAGAAAAUCAGAUAGCAUAGUAAACUCAAAACAUUCCUUUGGCCAGGACGUUCCCGUUGACUUCAGUUGCAAUUCUAUGUUCCAAGGCUUGCAGCAGCAGUCCUAUAAGAGCAGCAUAAUGAAUUCCCCUAUUCCUGCCAGUUGCACUGAAUACAUCUCAAGUUCACACCAGAGCCAUAGAUUAUCAUACUAAAAUAUUUAAAAUUGUGUGAGGCAGAAAAAUUGUGGGGUGUCUCCUUUGCAUUUUACAUAUUUUCUUAUUGUAGCACUUAAUUUAUAUAGUAUUGUCAUAUAAAACCGCAAGAUUUUUAAAUUACCUUGGAUACUAAUUAAGUUGUAAGCUCCUUGGGGCAGGGUCUGUCUCUCAUAUAUUGGAACAGCAUUUGGACCUCAGGAUGCUAUUGUGUAAUACAAAUAAUAAAAGAUUGAUGUGGCAGUUUAAAUUCCACAGAAUAACAUGAAUGAAUUUAAAUAAAUCUUUUGAAGAAUA